CUCCGAUAUUCUAAUCCGGGUCACAGAAUGGCUAAGACAGCUUUAAGUGGAAGGUGGAAUUUUUCCCCUGUGUUUGUCUCCUGUUUUCAACUCUGAAAGAAUGUUGUGGCUGCUCUUUUUCUUGGUAAAUGCUAUUCGGGCUGAACUCUGUCAACCGGAUGGAGAGAAUGCCUUUAAAGUGAGACUUAGUAUCCGAACUGCUCUUGGAGAUAAAGCAUAUGUCUGGGAUACAAAUGAAGAAUAUCUUUUCAAAGCAAUGGUGGCUUUCUCCAUGAGAAAAGUUCCCAACAGAGAAAAAACAGAAAUUUCCCAUGUCCUUCUUUGCAAUGUAACCCAGAGAGUGUCAUUCUGGUUUGUGGUUACAGAUCCUUCAAAAAAUCAUACCCUUCCUGCUGUUGAAGUUCAGUCUGCCAUAAGAAUGAAUAGGAACCGGAUCAACAAUGCAUUCUUUUUGGAUGACCAUACCCUAGAAUUUUUAAAAAUUCCUUCCACUCUGGCACCACCUACAGAGCCACCUGUGCCCAUCUGGAUUAUUGUAUUUGGUGUGGUAUUUUGCAUUGUCAUAGUAGCUACUACACUACUGGUUUUAUCCGGGAUCCGGCAACGUAGAAGGAAGAACAAAGGACCAUCUGAAGUGGAUGAUACAGAAGAUAAGUGUGAAAACACAAUCACAAUUGAAAACGGCAUCCCGUGCGAUCCUCUGGACACAAAGGGAGGGCACAUUAAUGAUGUCUUCUUGACAGAGGAUGAACGGCUCACCCCUCUCUGAGAAUAACACUUGUUUCUAUGCUACUACUGAACAUCCUAAAAUAGUUUCUUUUAUAAGGAAAUUUUAAUGUGCUUGAGAGUGAUAAAUUAUACCCAUAAACUGCACUGAAAUCAUAAGAUGCCAACUAAAAUAUUUUUGAAAAUGCAGUAAGUAUAGUUACGUGGUGUUUUUAUUGAUUUAAUCAUUUAUAAGACUAAGGAAGUUGUUUUCCAGGGGAGAAUAGCUAUAACACGGUAGAGCAAUAAUUGGAAAUGAAUUCUUUUUGAAUAUUGUAUAUAUCACCUUGUAUAUGACUAAGUAAUAAAAAAUAAAAAUGGAAUGGAUAAAAAUGACAAUGUUGAUUCACAGGGUGAAAUUUUAUCCUGCUCUCAUAUUUAUGGUUGCAUGCUUAUUUUCUGAAUAUCAGCCUUUAAUAAGGCAGAUCCGUUUGUUGACUAUUUGCCAAUUUAAUAAAGCACUAAUCACCUCUUUUUGAA
Perognathus longimembris pacificus (Pacific pocket mouse) is the source of this 1245-nucleotide messenger RNA. RefSeq names its product collectrin, amino acid transport regulator (gene Cltrn). The record is from RefSeq and is a predicted model, not a curated record. The transcript is spliced from 6 exons. The coding region runs from base 101 to 769 and encodes 222 amino acids. Lineage: Eukaryota; Metazoa; Chordata; Mammalia; Rodentia; Heteromyidae.